Messenger RNA from Dentiscutata erythropus, 865 nucleotides. The record is from the annotation of a GenBank genome assembly. NCBI's taxonomy places the organism in Eukaryota, Fungi, Glomeromycota, Glomeromycetes, Diversisporales, Gigasporaceae.
AUGUCAAAAGAUACUGGUAUUAAAAUUACAAAUUGGGCUUCUAUAGCCAAUGCGCCAUUUCCUGCCGAAGGAGCUGGUAACCAAACUUUCAGCAUGUAUCAGUUGGUUGCUGCAGAUAUUGGUGUCCCGCUCUUUCUUGCCUAUUAUUUUCGCCUAGGUUUUUGGACCUGGCUUAUUUUCCUCCUCCUUCCGCUUGGUAUCAUUAUUCAUUUAUUAUUCGUAUACCUCUCUUCUAAAUUUGCUUCACCUUACAACAACAAGGUUCGACUUCCGGGAAGAAAUAUUGAAGAGUAUAUCACUAUGAAGGAUGCUUCAUUAUCAACUUAUGUUGGUCGUAAUAAAAUUCCAAUGGAAAUCUUUUUUGAAAAUUAUUUUGAUGGAAAGAUUGAUCUUUGUGAUGAUGCUUUAAAAAUUAUUGAAGCACGUCAUGAUUGGGCUUCUUUCGAAUUUGCUAUUGGUCAAGCAAAAUUUUUUUUAACUCAAUGGAUUCCUGAAACUAUAAUGCACACUAAAAAACAAGAUGAAGAUCAAGUACGUGAUCAUUAUGAUCGUGGUGAUGAUUUUUAUGCUGCAUUUUUAGGUCCAAGUAUGGUCUAUACUUCUGGUAUUAUUUCGGAUCCAAGUAAAAAUGAAACACUUGAAGAACUUCAAGAAAAUAAACUUAAACUUGUUUGUGAAAAGAUUAAACUUAAAGCUGGUGAAAAACAUUUAGAUAUUGGUUGUGGUUGGGGUACUCUUGCUGCAUACGCUGCAAAGAAUUAUGAUGUAGAUUCUACGGGAAUUACACUUGGUCGUAACCAAACUGAAUUUGGAAAUAAUCGUAUUAAGGAAUAUGGUGUUGAUCCUAAACAAGCUCGUAUAAUUU